Molecule: messenger RNA, 1680 nt
Organism: Moneuplotes crassus
Lineage: Eukaryota; Ciliophora; Spirotrichea; Euplotida; Euplotidae
Source: the annotation of a GenBank genome assembly
GAGACAUUAUUCUCUGAAGACUUCUCUUUUGAAACUAUGAUUAAAUUUGAGCUUGCAGAUAAGAGUUUUAGAACUUCAUUCAUAAAUUUAUAAUCCAGAGUAUUUCCCCAGCCGAUGAAGAAGCAAAUCCGUCCAGUGCUCACAGAAUUUACAGUAGAGCGCUGAGGAUAGAGACUACGGUCAGAGGCCGUGUGAAGACAAUGACCUUCCCAGUCAAGGAUUUGAUAGGGUGUGAGUACACUGAUGAAGGGGAAAAUAUGAUCGAGAUUUCAGUAUUGCCCAUAAAUUUGACAAAUGGGUGGGGAUGCAGGAAGAUUAGUAAUUACAAGAAUACUCAGAGUGCGAAGAGAGAGCUUUAUUCUUUUGAGUUUAAUGCAAUGUCGAGACAAAAUGCGUUGAAUAUAGUGGGUACUCUUCAAGAUCUGAUUGUUGGAAAGGAACCACAGUCAGAGUACGAAACUUUGCCGGAUAGAAGAAAGAUCUUGAUCUUUCUUAACCCGUUUAGUUGCAAUGGUAAGUCUAGAAGAGUCUGGAAUAACUCAGCUAAGGCCAUCUUUGAUAAGGCCUCUCUUGACUAUACCUUUAUUGAGACUGAGAGAGGAGGUCAAGCACACGAUUUUGUCAGCACAGAAGAUCUUGACCAAUUUGAAAGUAUCGUCACUGUUAGCGGAGAUGGGCUAAUCCACGAAGUUGUUAAUGGACUCUUACAAAGGGAGGAUAAGUACUAUGAAAGGAGAAAGAUCCCUAUAGGAGCCCUCCCUGGAGGCUCCUCCAAUGGAUUUGUUAAGACACUCACCUAUGAAUCAGGUGAAUCCUCUGGUGUAGAACAGGCUUGAUUACUCAUUAUAAAGGGACAUGUUCGGAAUAUAGACAUCAUUAGAUAUGAACUUGAUGGAAGAGAAAAGCCGAUAUUCUCCUUCCUUUGAUUCUUUUGGGCAAUUCUUAGCGAUGUUGAUCUAGAAUCUGAGAAGAUCAGAUGUGUUGGCAGUAGCAGGUUUACAAUUUGGAGCUUGCUAAGAGUCUUCAAACUCAGAAAAUAUCGUGGAAUGCUCAAAUACAAUGGAGAAGACCUUCUUAAUAAAAAUCAGAAAGUCAGAGAUAUUGAAGAUGAGGGAACUGUCAGGAGUGACUCUGGUCGUGAAGAAUCUAAGCAAGGAAGUUUUGAGAAAAAAGUUCAAAAUGAAAGUCAAGCAUCUAGCUUUAAGUCUUCGGAGUUUAGAGCCAACAGCAAGUCUAAAGUGCUGAAAGAAUUGGAUUGCAAUUUUUCAUAUAUUUCGAUCAAUAAUACGCAAUUUGCUGGAGAGAAGUUCUAUAACGCUCCUCUUUGUAAGGUGAACGAUGGAUAUAUGGACGUAGUAAUUCAAGAAGGAGAUCAUAUAGGAACAUGUAAAAUUCUUAAAUUAAUGCUCAAUUUUGAGAAGGGACAAUUUUUUAAUAAUCAAGGAGAUAUUAAGCAGCAGUUAUCAAUAAAUUAUAAGAAGGUAAAACAUUUUACAUUGAAACCAGAUCUUGAUUUCUUGCCUAAGAAUGAGCAAGAGGAUCCUGAUUAUGAGAAUCAGACUUUUGGGUGGUACUCAAUCGAUGGAGAGAAAUAUCCUCCUUGCGAAAUCACAGGAGUGACUAUUAAGCAAGGGUUAGCAGUAACAAUGCUUUAGCCCCCCAAUUAGUGUUACAAUUUUG